Molecule: messenger RNA, 1693 nt
Organism: Bacillus rossius redtenbacheri
Lineage: Eukaryota; Metazoa; Arthropoda; Insecta; Phasmatodea; Bacillidae
Exons: 2
Coding region: 556-1539 (327 amino acids)
Biological process (GO): regulation of transcription by RNA polymerase II
Cellular component (GO): transcription regulator complex; nucleus
Molecular function (GO): DNA binding
Source: RefSeq, a predicted model, not a curated record
UUUCUCACUAAUCCAAGUUAGCUUACAAGUAAAUCACUUGUAAUCUUGUGAAAAUUCACUUUUCGUUACAAGUUGUAACUAGAUUCGUUCUAUAAAUUAUUCACGCAAUGGUAAAUUUGAUUUACUACAUUUUCUUGGAUAUGCGCCAUUGCACUGUCACACUGUUUGUCACGGGAAUAAUUUCAGCCUGUUUGUGCCUGAUGACGGGAAAAGAUGCUAGUUCCCGAAACUUCGCAACAGUUUUGUCACAGAAAACCUAUUGUAUUCGUCGGUUUUGUCGUCGUUGUGUUCGUAUAUUUUCUGCAUUGCCCGGGUGUUUUCUGUCUCCAUUUACUGUUAGGCCCUCCUCACACGGGGAUACUGAAGUUGCUUAGAUACCGCGAGACUCGGCGACCGAGCGACUCGUCAUGUAGAUAGGCAUGGCGUCACUCAGACGGCGAUACUGGAGUGGCGGAGACUGGAAGUCGUAAGCAACGUAAAUCCCGGCGACUCAGCAUGCUGGUCUCCACGCUACUCCAGUAGCCUACGCGGCGCGAUACUGUAUUGUAGCGAACAAUGGGCGAGCAGGCGUUUAAUAUCAAAUUUGUAAACGAAGUUGAGAAACACCCAGAACUCUAUAACUACAAGUUGAAAGGGUAUUCAAAAAAGGAUGUGACUGACAAAGCAUGGAAUGAUGUCGCAAAAGAAGUGCAACUCACAGUUAACGAAUGCAAAGAAAAAUGGAAAAAUCUCCGUUCAGUUUUUGUCCGUCACAUAAAGCCACCUCCAAGUGGUUCAAGUUCCAAAAAUAAGAAACCAUAUUAUCUAUCGGAGGCAAUGAAAUUUACCCUACCAUUCAUAAAAACGCUUGGUACACCAUCGGGGAAUUUGCCAGAAGUCAUCAAUGAACAAAACCUGGAACACAGUUCAUCUGACCCAACACAAAAUACGGAAGACGUUGCGGCUGAAGAGGAGGAAUAUAUCUCAGAUAACGCAAUACUAACUACAACACCACAACUUUCCCUUCCUUCACCUAUGCUGCCAAAUACUGACUUCUCGCAAGAACAUGCUCAUCAUUCCCAACAAAUGACUCAUGAUCCCUUUUCCAACCCAAAAGAUAAUUUAUCAAAGCGUAAAAAGCAAACAGUGACGGAAGUGGACAAGUCCUUUAUGGAAUACAUGAAUGCAAAGAAAAGGAAACUUGAAUCGAAUUCAAACGAUGAUAGGCAAGUAAAAAAGUCGUUUCUUCUAAGCCUUUUACCAGAAAUCGAACCUUUGACAGAUGCACAAAUGAAAUCAUUCCGACGUAGGGUUCUGCAGCUUAUUGAUGACAUCACGAAUCCAAAAGACAUGCACCAACACGUACCAGCUUACCAACAGACCCCAACUUACUCCUACAGUGUUUCCACGCAUUCAUCGUUGGCUACAGAUAAUGCUUCAAUUUGUUCGUCGCCUGGAAAUCAAACUAUUCCACAGAAAGUACAAGAUACUGAAACGCAACAGUAUUUUGAAGUCAUCCAAGAGACUUUACAAUAUGAGCAGGAACAUAAUGUGAUGUGAUGUUUUGUUGGGUGUGUAAACAUAUAACUUUGGUGUACGUGUUUUUAUCUCUAUUAUGUUGUUUAUUUUUGUGUUUACAGUCAUGAUUUGAAUGUUUGUGUAAUGGGUAUUCUUUAAAUAGUUUAUAUAUAUACAUUUUUUCUUUUGCAGUACA